This is a messenger RNA of Colletotrichum karsti, 1611 nucleotides long. RefSeq lists its product as uncharacterized. The coding region runs from base 1 to 1611 and encodes 536 amino acids. NCBI's taxonomy places the organism in Eukaryota, Fungi, Ascomycota, Sordariomycetes, Glomerellales, Glomerellaceae. The transcript has a single exon. The record is from RefSeq and is a predicted model, not a curated record.
AUGUCCCGUCACGGCAUCCCGGACGUCGUCUUCGAGAAGAUCGACAAGUACGUCGACUCGCUCGCGCCCCAGAUCCAGCCCCGCAUCACCUCCGAGCUGGAGCUCUUCCAGACCAAGACCAUCGAUAGUCUCGAGGACCAGGUCAUCGACGCUUUCCGCUCUCUCUUCAACAAGGACAAGGAUCCUAGCGGUGCCAGGAGCCUCAAUGACUCGCCUCCGGAUGCCUAUGGCGGCCAGUCCCUGCCCUUCGCCGACGAGAUUGCGAAGCUCACCCGGAGCUUCAGCAUGAUCACCGAUGAAGCCGGCGAUGAUCUGAGAGACAUCUUCGACUUGACCGAGGGUCGUGGCGGAGGCGGCGGUGAACAGUCUCGCGGCAUCGAGCACACCGACUCCUUCUCUCGCGGGGCGAAGGGCUUCCUCUCAGCCGCUAUCAACGCAGUUCAGGAUCACAUUGGCGACGACCGCCAAGGAGGCGGCAAGAAGUUCGAGCUUGACGGUCUCCUCGGCGUGCUCAGCAACACUGUCAAGGACGCCGCCCGCAACCCCGAAGAGAAGGCCCGCGUCAUCAGCCCGGAGAUCAAGGAGAAGGUCGGCGCGAAGCUGAGGGAGCAGCACGCCCCGAUCGCGGAGCAGUUCACCCGCAUCGCCCUCGACCACAUCAAGAAGUGGCUGCGCGGCAACACGAGCACUCGCGACAUCGGCGACGGAGUCAAGGGCGAGGUCGAGGACCAGGUGAAGGACUUGGUGAAGGGCAUCGGUGGUCUCUUCGGCAAGAAGCACUCCUCCGACGAGGGUGCCUCCAGAGGCUUCGGCGACCGCGACGGCGAUGACGGAGGAAGCGGCGGUGGAUUCUCCAAGGUCAUCAGCGACAAGCUCAGUACGGGUAUCGCCAAGGUGCACAGGGAAGUCCGUCUCGAGUUCCGCAGCGUGCUUGGUGGUAUCGAGAAGCAGCUGUUCGAGCUCCUUCCCGACGAGUUCCAGAGACCUUUGGAAAAGAUUCUGGGCGGCAACCCCUUUGACUCGCAGCUCGAUCGCGAGGCUGGUGGCCAGACGGAUCGUGGUUUCGGCGACGACAUCAAGGCGAAGUUGGUCAGCAAGAUUCGCGGCCUGAUUCGGAAGGUGCAGGAGACGUUGCGCGAGAGCAUCCUGGGUGUCGUGAACGGUGGCCACCGCAGGUUCGAGCGCGAGAGCUGGGUGUUUGUGCAGAACAUGGUCGAGAGCAAGGUGCAGAAGUACCUUCCCAACGUGAAGAUCACCGUGCCGGACGACAUUGGCAACGAAGGCGUCAGCGUCGGCUCGCCGAAUGUGCAGCUUGGUGGUGGAAAUCAGUCUGUUCCUCCCCCUCAGGGCAACUAUCCUCCGCCGCCCUCGCAUCACGAAUCUGGGGGUCAAGGGUACAACCAGGGCAACUACCAGCAGCAACAUCAGCAGCAUCAAGACUAUCGGCCGGAUCAGUACCAGCAGAAUCAAGGAUACCAGCCCGACCAGCACCAGAACUACGGCCAGAACCAGAGCUAUGGAGGCAACCAGAGCUACGGUGGAAAUCAAGGAUACGAUCAGAACCAGGGCUAUGGCCAAAACCCAGACUACGGACAGAACCCUAGGUACUAG